GAUCGAAACUAGUUCUCUACAAGGAUACCCCCAUCCUUGAGGAACCGAGUAUCCCAACCACCUUUUUCUUUCCCCUGGAUGAGGUCCCAAUAGAACCAGAAAUCGCUAUAUGUUUGGUGGCCGAAUUCCACAAAAUAUACUGGUUGUUUCUUCUGACUCCCCAGUGCAGUGAGGGAGGCAACAGGUCGCGUAACGCCCAGAAUGUUGGACGUUGCAAUGAAUACAUGGUGAAAGAUG
Molecule: messenger RNA, 237 nt
Organism: Acaulospora colombiana
Lineage: Eukaryota; Fungi; Glomeromycota; Glomeromycetes; Diversisporales; Acaulosporaceae
Source: the annotation of a GenBank genome assembly